GUGAUGGUGUUUAUCAAAAUGUUCGAAAAUUAAGAAAAUUAUGAGUUUUAUAAACUACUUAAUAGUUUUAGUGUUCACCUCAACAUAUGGUAUUCAGGAGUGGAAAGUGAGACCUAGAGAUGAUGAAGUAAACCCUGGAGAUAAUACAACCCUCUUUUGUGGGUUUAGAAAUAUAGCCGGGGACUGCAGGUGGGAGAAGGAUGGAACGCCUGUAGGAAUGUUCCCUGGAAAGUAUAGCUGGGCUGGGAACCUGACUGAUGGCGACUGUUCCAUAAAUAUUUAUCACGUGGAACGUGAAUUUGAUCAUGGUGGAUGGCAGUGCAGUGUAACAGCAACAAGUUUCCGAUCCAAAGAUGCUUUAGGAAUAAAAAAAUAUCAAAUUAUUUAAAAACAGUUUGACAUUGAUAGAAUUUAUAAAAUGUCGUCAUCUAAACAUUCUGGUGUAAUGCUGCAGA
Molecule: messenger RNA, 455 nt
Organism: Eurytemora carolleeae
Lineage: Eukaryota; Metazoa; Arthropoda; Copepoda; Calanoida; Temoridae
Exons: 4
Coding region: 41-388 (115 amino acids)
Source: RefSeq, a predicted model, not a curated record